AUGACUGUAUUACCUCAUGACUACUCUCUCCCGCACACGAAGAAGGUGAAUUUGGAAAAGUUACAACCUUCCUAUGUAUCGGGUACUUCAAAGGAGGCCCAUAACAUGACAAAGGAAAAUUUGAAGGAGGCAACGAGAGCGAGAGAUCAUGUCAUUAUGGCCAUGAGUAAAUCAAAACCUUAUCAGGUGGUUGUGGCUGCCAUUGAAAAGUAUUUACCCUAUCUCACAGGUAUUUUACAUGCCACCGAGAAUGAACAACUCAAAUCUCAAAAAGAGUUGAAAGAUAAGGACGCUGUUCUUUUCGAGUGGUCUAGCGGAAUAUUAGGAGAAGAAAACAAGUCAUUCAUGAAGACGAAAAAGUUUUUCACGUCCAGGCUCAUCACCUUUGAAGUAAUCAUGAUCGUCUAUACAUAUGGAUUUGCAUUAUGUAAUUUAGCUUCCGAGAAAAUCAAGCAAACGACAAAUUUACUAGACAAUAAUUCUAUCAUUGAAAUAUACCAGGAUGCAGCACUGUUUCUCCGAAAAGCAUGGGGAGUUUUUAAUUAUUUAGCGACGAAUGGUCUUGUGAACUAUGUCAGUGGACAGGAUGCUUCCCAUUUACAUCAAAUCUCUGCACCAUCCUCGAAUGGAUCUUCUCCAGUUCCUAGCCCAGUGAAUUCGUCAUACUCUCCUAUUUUCCCAACCAUCAACACAAAAUUAUCCUUCCCAAAAUCUUCAUUUCCUCUUCUUCCUGAACUCGAUGUUUUGUGUGCUAAAGGCCUCAUGGAAUAUGCACAAGGCGUUGGCCAAGUCAUUGCCAUUCAUACUGCCAUUGCCACGGGCAAGUCUUCUGGAAUGAUUGCAAGAUUAAGCGUCUCGGUGUAUAAAACAUUUGAUCAUGCACAGCAGAGCUUUAUGACGUUGGACACCAAGUUGAAAAACCAAAAUGAUAAGAGUGCGACCACAGGUCUAGAAAAUAUGGGUAGCAUUUUAGAUACUGAACUGCGAUUAAUUUGUGCACAAUAUCGUAUUUUGUACAGAGGAAUUACAUUAUAUUACCUCGCGCUUGACGCAAAUCAAAGUGGCAAGAGUGGCAUUUCCGUUUGUUAUAUUGUGAACGCUAAUAAGCAAUUAGAAGAAAUGGAUGUUUUUGAUGAAAUUUCCAAGAAUAAUCCUUUCAUGAAUGAAACACGAAGAAUUUUCGCAGAGUCCAAAAAGCUGGAAACACGGUAUGAAAAAGAAAACAGACUUGUUUAUAGAGAGACAGUUCCUGAUAUUUCCAACUUGGAAAUUCCACAAGGCAUCUGUGUUUUGAAAAUGAUUGAAUUCAAGCUCUCAACAGCGUUCAUUGUAAUAUAA
Molecule: messenger RNA, 1338 nt
Organism: Naegleria lovaniensis
Lineage: Eukaryota; Heterolobosea; Eutetramitea; Acrasida; Naegleriidae
Exons: 4
Coding region: 1-1338 (445 amino acids)
Biological process (GO): cellular response to pH
Cellular component (GO): plasma membrane
Source: RefSeq, a predicted model, not a curated record